This is a messenger RNA of Chrysochloris asiatica (Cape golden mole), 2535 nucleotides long. RefSeq names its product villin 1 (gene VIL1). Gene Ontology annotation, biological process: actin filament severing; cytoskeleton organization; regulation of lamellipodium morphogenesis. The record is from RefSeq and is a predicted model, not a curated record. Gene Ontology annotation, cellular component: lamellipodium; cytoplasm; actin cytoskeleton. Lineage: Eukaryota; Metazoa; Chordata; Mammalia; Afrosoricida; Chrysochloridae. Gene Ontology annotation, molecular function: actin filament binding; phosphatidylinositol-4,5-bisphosphate binding. The transcript is spliced from 20 exons. The coding region runs from base 52 to 2535 and encodes 827 amino acids.
CCCGGAGAUCUCUCAGGUGGCAGCUGCCUCUUCCACGCAGGCUCAUCCACAAUGGCCACUCUGAGUACCCAGGUCAAAAGCUCUCUCAACAUCACCACUCCGGGGCUGCAGAUAUGGAGGAUAGAGGCUAUGCAGAUGGUGCCUGUUCCUUCCAGCACCUUUGGGAGCUUCUUCGAUGGAGACUGCUACGUAGUAUUGGCUAUCCACAAGACAGGCAGCAACACAUUCUAUGAUAUCCACUACUGGAUCGGCCAGGCCUCGUCCCAGGAUGAGCAGGGGGCGGCCGCCAUCUAUACCACACAGAUGGAUGACUUCCUGAAGGGCCGGGCUGUCCAGCACCGUGAGGUCCAGGGCAACGAGAGCGAGACCUUCCAAGGCUACUUCAAGCAGGGUCUUGUCAUCCGCAAAGGGGGAGUGGCUUCCGGCUUGAAGGAAGUGAAGACCAACUCCUAUGACAUCCAGCGGCUGUACCAUGUCAAGGGCAAGAGGAACGUGGUGGCCGGAGAGGUGGAAAUGUCCUGGAAAAGUUUCAACCGAGGGGAUGUUUUCCUCCUGGACCUUGGGAAGCUUAUCAUCCAAUGGAACGGACCAGAGAGUAACCGCAUGGAGAGACUCAAGGGUAUGACCCUGGCCAAGGAGAUCCGAGACCAGGAGCGGGGUGGGCGUGCCUAUGUGGGCAUAGUGGAGGGGGAGAACGAAAAUCAGUCCCCACAACUGAUGGAGGUGAUGAACCACGUGCUGGGCCAGAGGAAGGAGCUGAAGGCAGCUGUGCCUGACACGGUGGUGGAGCCGGCGCUCAAGGCCUCCCUCAAGUUGUACCACGUGUCUGACUCAGAGGGCAAACUGGUGGUUACAGAAGUUGCCACUCGACCACUCACACAGGACCUGCUUAAUCAUGAGGAUUGUUACAUCCUGGAUCAGGGGGGCCUGAAGAUCUAUGUGUGGAAGGGCAAGAAUGCCAAUGCCCAGGAGAAGCAGGGCUCCAUGAGCCAGGCACUGAACUUUAUCAAAGCCAAGCAGUACCCACCGAGCACACAGGUGGAGGUGCAGAAUGAUGGGGCCGAGUCUGCCGUCUUCCAGCAGCUCUUCCAGAAGUGGACAGUGCCCAACCGGACUUCAGGCCUGGGAAAAACCCACACUGUGGGCUCCGUGGCCAAGGUGGAACAGGUGAAAUUUGAUGCUGCAUCCAUGCAUGUCAAGCCCCAGCUGGCUGCCCAGCAGAAGAUGGUAGAUGACGGAAGUGGGGAGGUGGAGGUGUGGCGCAUUGAAGACCUGGAGCUGGUGUCUGUGGAUCCCAAAUGGUUAGGUCACUUCUAUGGGGGUGACUGCUACCUGCUGCUCUACACCUACCUCAUCGGCGAGAAAAAGCAUUACCUGCUCUACAUCUGGCAGGGCAGCCAGGCAACCCAGGAUGAAAUUGCAGCUUCGGCCUAUCAAGCUGUUGCCCUGGACCAGAAGUACAAUGAUGAACCAGUGCAGAUCCGAGUCCCCAUGGGCAAGGAACCGCCCCACCUCAUGUCCAUCUUCAAGGGACGCAUGGUGGUCUACCAGGGAGGCACCUCCCGGGCUAACAACUCGGAGCCCACGCCCUCCACACAAAUGUUCCAGGUCCGGGGCACCAGUGCCAACAACACCAAGGCCUUUGAGGUCCCUGCUCGAGCUAACAACCUCAAUUCCAAUGAUGUCUUCAUUCUCAAGACCCCAUCCUGUUGCUACUUGUGGUGUGGGAAGGGCUGUAGCGGGGAUGAGCGGGAGAUGGCCAAGAUGGUGGCUGAUAACAUCUCCCGGACAGAGAAGCAAGUGGUGGUGGAAGGGCAGGAGCCGGCCAACUUCUGGAUGGCCCUAGGCGGGAAGGCCCCCUAUGCCAACAGCAAGAGGUUGCAGGAAGAAACCCUGGCCAUUGCCCCCCGGCUCUUUGAAUGUUCCAACAAGACUGGGCGCUUCCUGGCCACUGAAAUCCCGGACUUUGAUCAGGAUGACCUGGAAGAGGAUGAUGUUUUCCUGCUUGAUGUCUGGGACCAGGUCUUCUUCUGGAUCGGGAAACAUGCCAGAGAGGAUGAGAAGGCAGCAGCUGCCACCACAGUGCAGGAGUACCUCAAGACCCACCCCAGCAUGCGAGACCCUGAGACUCCCAUUAUUGUGGUGAAGCAGGGACAUGAGCCCCCCAUCUUCACAGGCUGGUUCCUGGCCUGGGAUCCCUACAAGUGGAAUAACACCAAAUCCUAUGAGGACCUGAAGGAGGAACUUGGAAACUCUGAGGACUGGGGCUACGUUACUACCGAGAUCAUCAGCCCCCAACUUGAUGUGUUCACUACUAAUACCAACUUCAGUUCUGGGCCUCUCUCCAUCUUCCCCCUGGAGGAGCUGAUAAACAAGUCGGUGGAGGAGCUUCCUGAGGGUGUAGACCCCAGCAGGAAGGAGGAGCACCUGUCCACUGAGGAUUUCACAAAGGUCUUGGGGAUGACUCCAGCUGCCUUCUCUGCCCUACCUCGGUGGAAGCAACAAAACCUCAAGAAAGAAAAAGGACUAUUUUGA